CAUUGUUAAAACAGCUGAUCUGCUGGUGUCGGUGCAUCUUGAACACAUCGCCGCAUUCCCAUUACCUAACCAAAACAAAAUAAGGACUAAAUACAAUAACGAUGUCCUGGCUUGCGAAUGCCUUUAGGAGGGCAAUUACCUCACCCAGCAUUCAACAGCAACUUGUACAGCAGUGUACUACCUUGGCUCCGGCAGCUACUUCAUCACCCGCCAAUGCUAUCGGUUUACGCCACCUUUCCUUCGAGGAAAAACGUGCUAAAGGACCUUUGAUACGCCGCUAUGGUUACAAGGAACGCCUACAUCAACGGGGGUUGCUUCCCCACUGGGACAAUGGACAAAAAUUACCAAUGCCCGAAUAUAGACCCAAGAAUGUUUGGUCUGAGAAACGUGCGCUGUUCGGACAAAAUGAUUACAUAGAUAUAUUAGGUUCGGAUCGUGUGCAUCCGGUUCGUGUACUUUAUUCAGUGCCCUCCUGGUUGCGUGGUGUUUCCGGCAAUGAGUAUCAAGUGUUGCUGCGUAAACGUAAAAUGCUCGAAAAAACUAAGUAUCCAAUAGCAAGACCAACAAAGUGGAAACAUCUACAGAAACGUAUACUCUAUCUGUAUCGAUUCCUUAAUCGCAAAACGAAGACAAGUUUCUCGAAACAGUAAAUAUGAAUAGCAGAAAUAAAUGUUUGCAACAAAUUGAUUUGUUUUUGGAUGACUAGCUUGUGUAGGUGGGUGGCGUUCGGACGUACAUUUUUCGGAGUAAUGCAAUAAAAAGUGGUUCGAAGAAAUAAGCAUAUUUUGUAAGUUGUUGCACUGUAGCAGCUUUUCUUAAAAUUAUCGAUCAAUAAAUUAUUGCAAGAGGAAA
Molecule: messenger RNA, 852 nt
Organism: Rhagoletis pomonella (apple maggot)
Lineage: Eukaryota; Metazoa; Arthropoda; Insecta; Diptera; Tephritidae
Gene: mRpL51
Product: 39S ribosomal protein L51, mitochondrial
Exons: 1
Coding region: 102-650 (182 amino acids)
Biological process (GO): translation
Cellular component (GO): mitochondrial large ribosomal subunit
Molecular function (GO): structural constituent of ribosome
Source: RefSeq, a predicted model, not a curated record